AUGGAGCCUACAGAACGAUCAAGCAUAACGUUUCUGGAUCUUCCAUUGGAAAUACAAAAGGAGAUUCUCUUCCAGUGCGCGCAAUCCGACCUCAUCUGCGUCGCUCUAGCUUCAAGACAUUUUCGCGAUCUCGCCGCUUCGAUUCUCUACCGCGAAUUCAACAUUAUAUUUCCCGACGAUGAAGAGGUCCUGCUGGAUAAGCCCAUCGACGGGCUCGCCGGUGGCCUCGAUACGUUGACAACGAGCGAUUACAACUACGCACAGCACCUCAGAGAGAUCUCAAUGGAUACUCUGAGUCUUGGGAUGAAGGGGGAAAUGUCGUACCAGCCAUAUCUAUACAGAGCAAGCUGCGGAAAGUUCUUCAACACGCUGCUCUAUCUGACUUUGAAAAAGGCCAAAAAGUUAGAAACAUUCAAAUGGAAUAUCCGGGUCGAGCUGACCCGACAAGUGUACCGGGAGUUGCAUCGCAUGGGCAGCCUGAAAAACCUCCACCUCCGUAUGCAAGCUGGCGAGUCGUACUACAUGCCCCCUCCUCCUCUGCCGGCUGCUCCUAUACCAACCGCCGCCGAGGUAUGGACGCCCGAUCACUGGUCCGGCCCGCCGCCCGCGAUGCCAUCCACGGUGUCGUUGCCCCUGACAGUGAACCUUCCGCCACUGCCCGGGCCGCCUCCUGCUCUGGUACCGCCAUCCAAGAAGCUACCGAAAAGUCGGGCUGCUCGAAAGGACAGCUUUUUCAAAGAACCACCGACCGUGUCUGGCUUCGCCAAGUUACAGUCGCUUGCAGUCCUGGACAUUGAUGACCUUGAUAUAUCUACAGAGCUCGCUGCCUGUGUCAAGAAUUCGUCAAGGACGCUGAAGAGGCUCUCGCUGUCCUUCUCGUCCAGUCUCGCGACGGAGGCUCGCAGGCCACCACACGACUCUGACCCUGAUGACUCAGAUAUCGAUGAGGAGUUCACCGUCAACGGUCAUGGGCAUCAUCACCACCACCACAACCACGAGUCGACCAGUGCCGCCAAGGUUUUCCGCGCCCAAGAGGAGCGCAAAGUGCAGGAAUCGUUCCUGGCACGCAUUUUCGAGGUCGAGGCUUCCCCAUCAGUAGCCAAUCUUGCAACAGCCGCGUCGGAUGACAAAGGGUCUCCAAGUGGUACUGCCGAUGGACCAUCGAAAAGCCAAGAGACGCCGGCAACAGACACCAACUCCCUGGAACUGGUCCGACAGUUUCUCCACGCCGUUUCAAGCAAUUUUACGACACUUUCAAGCGGAACGCAAGAACGCGCGUCCGCGCACCGAACACUUCUGAACGUGCUUGAAAAAGCUGCACUCGAAUACAUGGGAGCUACAGGGCUUGAAUCGCUUGGUAUCACAUCGGAAAAUGUGAGUCAAGCCCUGGCUGUGGAAAACGAGGCAAUCGGCAAUGGGCCAGGGGGAGUCGGGGACGAUGUCGACUUGGAGCAGAGCGACGCGGCCAAGGAUCUCACCGGCAUUUCAAACUGUGCGGAACCUCUGGAGCUACAAAGUCCGAAACGAGAUGAUCCUUUUGCUCAUGGAUCGUCAUCGCUACCAAAAUCAGGAAACAGCGAGGAGAGAUUGCGGUCGAAGCACGUGUUCUAUGUGCGCCAGAUGGAGACACUAAGCAACCGGUUGAGUGAGCUACGGAUAGAAGGCAAUGACCAGGAUGCCAGUGAGAUCGACAGUCUCGUGGGACAGCUUGCGCAGGCUGAACACGACACGCGGCAGAUUGAGCACCAGCUGCAGAGCAAAGUCCCCGAUGGUCAACAGGAACCAUUGGACGCCGGUCAUGAUGUGCGCGACUAUUUGAAACAAACAAGGGGUCACUCCCUUGAGUCUCUGAGUAUCUACCUCAUCCCCAUUAAAGCAUCCGUUCUGUCGCGUGCUGUUGACCUGCGGUGUCUCAAGCAGCUCACCCUGCUCAACGUUGGGAAUCAAGCAGCCAUUUGGGCUGCGCUCACAAAGGAGAACCAGCAUUCACCGUUACCCCUCAGAAGUGUCUUCACAGACCAUGUGAGCGAAGCACUCCUGACAUGCCUCUCGCAAUUGCCAGCGCUACACGACUUGUUUAUGGUCGAACAGAGCACCAAGAACAAACCGGAAAGCCUGGCGCCGCGCACAACCGUGACCAUUGAGCAGAUCAAGAAAAUGGUUCUGCAGAAGCACAUGCGCACGCUUCGGCGCCUGAUGAUCAAAGAUGACAGCCACGGAUCCAGGAAAUGGGAUAUUACCGACAAAUUAAUGAAGCUCAUUUGCUUUGGGGGAGAGCGGCUGGAGGAGCUGGCGAUUUGCCUCAACAUAUCUGCGGUGCAUACGAUGAUCCAGAACAUCAGCCAACUCAAGCAGCUACGCGCUUUCCACAUACUGCGAUUCAAGAACAACGACACCUGCGUAUGGGUGAUGCGGGAGAUUGUCAAAUUCGUGAUUGACAGCUUGGCGCAUGUUCCGGAAUCGAAGCUCGAGUACGUUGGCAUGGAGGAUGAUCGUGUCGACCGCAUUCUGCGGUUCUCGCAGACAGACAUGAAUCUUUUCAGAGAGGAGAGAAGGAGGGCAAGAAACAAGAAGGGCAAGGCAAGGGCGCCCAUUGCGUUCGUGCCCAGUCCACCAUACAAUGCGGGCUAUUCUUCCACGAAUUCGGUGCUGUUGUCUUCAACGAGCGACACGGAGAGUGGCAGCGACGAGGAUUUUGACUGCGAUCCCAAGUUCAAAGCAGUAGGGCCGCUACGUUUCAGCGACGUCUGGGGCGUCAAGAUCUUUGAGAAGGAAAUACUGGAAGCCCGACUUUAG
Messenger RNA from Emericellopsis cladophorae, 2796 nucleotides. RefSeq lists its product as uncharacterized. The transcript is spliced from 3 exons. The record is from RefSeq and is a predicted model, not a curated record. Gene Ontology annotation, molecular function: protein binding. Lineage: Eukaryota; Fungi; Ascomycota; Sordariomycetes; Hypocreales; Bionectriaceae. The coding region runs from base 1 to 2796 and encodes 931 amino acids.